Ricinus communis (castor bean) is the source of this 651-nucleotide messenger RNA. RefSeq names its product 40S ribosomal protein S25-2. Lineage: Eukaryota; Viridiplantae; Streptophyta; Magnoliopsida; Malpighiales; Euphorbiaceae. The transcript has 3 exons. Bases 153 to 479 code for a protein of 108 amino acids. Gene Ontology annotation, molecular function: structural constituent of ribosome. Gene Ontology annotation, cellular component: cytosolic small ribosomal subunit. The record is from RefSeq and is a predicted model, not a curated record.
AAUAACAAGACGUUGCCGUUUUAAUUUUGGCGAGAUAGAGAUCCUAAUAAACCCUAAUUCGGUAGCGAUAAUAAAGACCCAUAAGCUGCAGCUGUGCGUCCUCUUAUUCCUUUCCAUAGAGCAGCAGCAGCAGCAGCCACUAAUCAGAUCCAAUGGCACCAAAGAAGGAUAAGGCACCACCACCAUCAUCAAAGCCGGCAAAAUCAGGAGGAGGGAAACAGAAGAAGAAGAAGUGGAGCAAAGGAAAGCAGAAGGAGAAGGUUAACAAUAUGGUUUUGUUUGAUCAAGCUACUUAUGAUAAGCUUCUCUCUGAAGCUCCUAAGUAUAAGCUUAUCACUCCCUCUAUUCUCUCUGAUCGUUUAAGGGUCAAUGGAUCACUUGCAAGGAGGGCAAUAAGAGAAUUGAUGGCAAGAGGUUUGAUCAGGAUGGUAUCUGCACAUGCCAGCCAGCAGAUCUACACUAGGGCCACAAACACCUAGAUGUCUUUCUAUACAUGUUUGUUUAGUUUAAGCUAGCCUUUUUUUGCUGAGUUCAACUGCUACUUUUUGUUUCAAGAGAUUGUCUAAAUUACAAUUUUAGACUCUUUAACUUUUGUGUUUGAUGAAGAUUUUUCAUAUUUACUGAGAUGUUGGAUUGGUCUUUUUUAUGUCA